This is a messenger RNA of Diabrotica virgifera virgifera (western corn rootworm), 868 nucleotides long. RefSeq lists its product as uncharacterized. NCBI's taxonomy places the organism in Eukaryota, Metazoa, Arthropoda, Insecta, Coleoptera, Chrysomelidae. Bases 124 to 738 code for a protein of 204 amino acids. The transcript has 2 exons. The record is from RefSeq and is a predicted model, not a curated record.
CACCCAUAAAAUAAUACAAUAUAAUUUUAUUGCAGUUAUGUUAUAAGUUGUUUAAUAGAUCACCAAACAAAAUAUUUAAGCUAUAUUUUUCUUUUGAUUUUUAUAGGUGGUAUAACCGUUUCCAUGAUUAUGUAUAAAGAAAUUUUGUUAAUAGUAGUUAUAUUCGCUAAUUUGCACCAUGGAGAAAGUUUCGUACCUUUUCUAGGACUUAUAAGAGAUGGAAUAAGUACGGUUUAUAACGGAGUUGAUUGUGGACUUUACAAACUGGAAUCAUGGAUUCGUAAUGAACCGACUCCGUGCAAUUUUGAGUUCUUUGGGAGUUCUAAACAAAAUAAAAACAACAGGGUGCACCAUGAAGACGUCCCACCCAAACAGAAAUAUGCGAGAGAAAAAGGAUAUUAUGAAGAAUCAGAUUCCGAAGAAGAAACUGAUCGAAAAGGCAAAUUUUACCACCUAGAGGAUGAACAGAAAGUACAGCCACAAGAAAAAUAUCAUGGAAAGGCACUGCGUGUCGGAGAGAAAAAGUACAUAGUACUUAAGGAAAAAAAAAUGGACGAUAGUAAUUCUCCAGCGGAUUAUGACGACGAAAGUGAAGAGCAAGAAUUAGUAGAAACUCUGAAUAAAGUGAUCGAACAGGAAGAUAAUAAAAAGGAAGAAAAAUUUAAAAUCGAAAAGUAUAAAAUUGACUUUUUGACACCCAGUCCGAAAGAGAAAAUAAAGAAAAAGAGACGCAGUUAGAAGUCAUAGAAAAACUUUUUACUUUUAUAAUGAAUAAAUAAUAUUUAUCAAGAGUAAUAUUUUUAAUGUAAUGUUUUACCUUAUACUAAUAGAUAAAUAAAUAUUAAGUAAAAUAUUUCAAUUAGAAGAA